AUGAAGCGCAAGGUAUUGCUGAUGGGGCAGUCAGGAUGUGGCAAAACAAGUAUGCGAUCUCUCAUCUUCUCUUCCUACCGAGCCGCCGACACCCGACGACUCGGCUCCACCCUAGACGUCGAGCACUCGCAUGUGCGCUUCCUCGGCAACCUCGUGCUCAACCUCUGGGACUGCGGCGGGCAGCAAUCCUACAUGGACUCGUAUCUCGACAAGCAGCGUAGCCAAGUGUUCUCCACGGUUGGGGUGCUCAUCUACGUGUUCGACCUGGUUGGCGCAGAGGGCGGGGAGGAAGGGCAGACGGAAUGGGAACGCGACCUACGCUACUACAAGGACUGCAUCAGCGCUCUGUACCAGUACUCACCCGACGCGCAGGUGUUCUGUUUGCUGCACAAGAUGGACCUGGUCGACAAGAGUCGGAGAGCAAGUGUGUACUCGAGUAGGGUCAAGGAACUGAGGCGCAAGAGCCGGGAAGUGGCACAGGCUGCGGCGGGUGCGGGUGCUGCAGGGAUGGGUAAAGAGGGUUUCAGGGUGCAUUGUUUCGCGACUAGCAUCUGGGACGAGAGUCUGUACAGGGCGUGGAGUCGAAUCGUCCAGACGCAGAUCCCGGCCCUCAGCGUGCUCGAACGCCACCUGCAGCUCUUGGCCGAUACGUGCUCUGCAAGCGAAGUGGUUGUAUUCGAACGCACCACGUUCCUCGUCAUCGCCAAAGCUGCCGGUAGCACCUCCGCUACGACGGGGGCCCUCUCCUCCUCGUUCGAACGAUCGUCUCUCACCACUACUUCCGGCAGAUUCACGUAUGACGAGGAAGAAGAAGGCAUGGAAGGCUUUCGCGACACCCAGGGCCGCCUAUCCACCGCUCCCCUAGGCUCAGGCUUCAUCUCCUCCAUCGACCUACCCUUCUCCUCCUCAUCCAAACCAGCACCACCGACAACACUCGAUCCAGAACGCUUCGAAAAAGUGUCGGAACUCGUCAAGAACUUCAAGCUGUCUUGCCAAAGGCUCCCCGCCAAAUCGUCCCAAUGCGAGUUCCAGGCGGUGGAACUCAAAGCUUCGCACUUUUCGGCAUACAUUGACAGUCUUACUUCCAACACGUACAUUAUGAUCCUGGUCACCGAUCCGAGCAUCCAAAUGGCGAGUGUCAAGCUGAAUGUUCAGUUGGCAAGGGAUCACUUCGAACGCUUGCAGGCGAUCAAUCUUCGUUCUUGA
Sporisorium graminicola is the source of this 1206-nucleotide messenger RNA. RefSeq lists its product as uncharacterized. The record is from RefSeq and is a predicted model, not a curated record. Lineage: Eukaryota; Fungi; Basidiomycota; Ustilaginomycetes; Ustilaginales; Ustilaginaceae. The transcript is spliced from 2 exons. Gene Ontology annotation, biological process: regulation of autophagy; cellular response to starvation; cellular response to amino acid stimulus. Bases 1 to 1206 code for a protein of 401 amino acids. Gene Ontology annotation, molecular function: GTP binding; GTPase activity. Gene Ontology annotation, cellular component: Gtr1-Gtr2 GTPase complex; fungal-type vacuole membrane; nucleus.